This is a messenger RNA of Kwoniella shivajii, 1860 nucleotides long. RefSeq lists its product as uncharacterized. Lineage: Eukaryota; Fungi; Basidiomycota; Tremellomycetes; Tremellales; Cryptococcaceae. The transcript is spliced from 6 exons. The record is from RefSeq and is a predicted model, not a curated record. The coding region runs from base 1 to 1860 and encodes 619 amino acids.
AUGACAACGCUGGUAGAAUCACCUCUACCACUAGUAUGGUCCAGUCACUCUCUGCCAGGACCACCUUUCAGUCUUGAUCUCAUUUGCCCACUUGUCCUUCCAUCGAAACCUUUAGAAGCAGGCUCUGACUGGCCUUUCCAGAUAGCUGGCUCAAGUUCAACCUCUAGCGAGACAGUGGAAAGUUUCACUUUAUCCCCUUUAGCAGGAUUCACAGUCGAUUUACUUCGUCUGUCUCCCACCUCGCCCUCUUCUGAUGCAUCACCUCCCAAUAACACUCUGGGAGAUGUUAUACGACCAUUUCUACGUUCUUUGCCGCAAAUAGAAACAAGACAUCGCAAAGUGAUAUUUCCGCUAUUAUGUACAUCAUCAGGUUCUUCGGUCAGUGAACUACUCGAUGAAGGGGAACUCGACGUCAUCAAAUUCGCUUUGGAAAUAAGAUUGGGGAGUAGGCAAGCUCUUGAUGAAGGUAUAAUGCCUUCACCUAAGAAGUUGAGUGACGAGCUUGAAAAACGAGAAACGUUGCUUCAAAUCAUCUUGUUGUUGAUGUACACUAUAUAUGCACCAUCGAAACCACAAAGCAAAAAGAGGAAACGAGUCAAGCAUUCUCAUAGAGCCGAACCCGAUUCACCGAUAAACGUGAACCCGACAGAAGAUCCCGAAACCGCAUUGGAGCUUUUGGUAGAUAGACUCAGUGUAUGGCAGGCUGUUUCAGAGCUUGGUUUAUCUCUGGAUCCUGUAUCGAAAGAUAGCAGAGCGAAAGGGAAAAGCAAAACUGACGAGAAUGGAAUUGCGGUGCUUUUGGGCAAAUUCUGGAAAUCAGUCAUGGUGCCGUAUUUCUUACCCAAACGACCUGAACUAUGUUCCGUUUUCCAUUUGAAAGUAUUUGGCCAUCCUUUACCUCCUAAAUUACUUCCUUUACCAAUAACGGCUACCAAGAAACCACGUAAACCGAAGCUUACUCGAGCGAUGCCGAGUAGAGAUUCACUCAUACCUCCUCCACAUUCUCAUUUCGAGAGGCCAAGAUCUGUAUCGAACGAUGAUGGCAGAUCGCUAUCGCUUUCGAGGGUAUCUUCGAGAGGGGGAUCAAGAGCUCCUUCAGAGACCGGAUCAAGGAAUUCUCCCCCCAGAGAGAGUCAUAGCAUGAAACAGACAUUGUCAAGAACAAAUACUGAUAAUCACACAUUGGCAAAGAUAGGAGGAUUAGAACGAUCAAGAUCUAGAUCCAUAGAUCCUUUGACGAGAUCGGAAAGUUUGAGCAGAUCGAUCUCAUUUGGGGUAGAUAGCAAUAGCAGUAGAUCAAAGAAAGGAUCAUUACUGAGAAAUCCAAGUGGAAAAGAUCUAUUUAAGAGUAGAGAAGUAGGUUUAAUGAGAAGAACUACUUCUUCUAGAAGACCAGAUUCAUUUUCAAGGGAAGAUUCACAAAACCAAAGUCAAACAGGCAGAUUUGGAUUAUUGGGUAGAAAGACGAGUGGUGGGAAAGAGAGUUCACAGAGGAGAAACUCAGAGGAAUCGCAAAAGCCAAAUACACUUAUUCUUGCUACCCCUUCCAAACCACGUCACAACAAUUUCUUCCGCCCGAGUCAAUCUCAGCAAUUUUCGUCCUCAUUCAAUUCAUGGAUACCACCUACGCCAAUACGUGAAGAACCUACUUCGACACCUAGACCAAACUUCAUAGCUGAAACACCGAUUGCACCUGGUCGAAUUGCCACGAAAGAAAGUUUACCCUUAGGUGGCAUCGAUGACGACGAAGAUGAAGGUGGAGAAAGUGAUGAUCCCUUAGGAGAAUUAUGGGAAUUGACUGAUGAUGAGGAUGUAGGACAAGAAAGGGAGGACAGAGUGCUGGAUACUCCAAUGAAGUAA